AUGAAAGUAUUUUAUUCAGACGUUUGUUUAAAACAUGCACCUCAAAAUGAAAUUUUAUCAGGAAAUUUUGUAGAAUAUCUUGAAAGUCCAUCUCGGAUAACAUUAAUUAAAGAACAUUUAAGUCAAUUUCCCGAAAAAUUUGAAAUUUGUUCACAUUUGGAUUAUGGAAUUGAACCAAUUUUAUCAAUUCAUGAUAAUGAUUAUAUUGAAUAUUUAAAAACUGCUUAUAUUGAAUGGUGUAAAGCUGGAGGUGAUAAAAAAGGGGUAAUACCUGAAGCAUUUUUUCAUAAAGGAAUUUUAGAUUCUAGUAAAAUGAAUCUUAAAAAUAUUAAAUCUCCCUUUGCAAAAGCUGGAUUAUAUUGUUUUGAUUUAUCUUGUUGUAUUACUGAAGAUACUUGGGAAGCUACUUAUGAAUCAGCACAAGUUUGUAUUAAUAUUUUUUAUUCCCAAUCAAAUCCAUUAUAUGUAUCAUUUCAUGGAUCAAAUGAUUAUCCCUAUUUUACUGGGGAUGAAACGGAAAUUGGAGAUGGGGAUGGGAAAGGAUAUAAUAUUAAUAUUUCUUUAAAUCAAGAAACUGUUGAUGAAGAAUAUUUGGAAAAAUUGAAAAUUGUAAUUCGGGAUAAAAUCAUUCCUUAUAAUGCUGAUUUCUUGGUGGUUUCUUUAGGUGUUGACACCUAUAAAGAUGAUCCAAUUGGAGGAAUGCAAAUAACAACUUUAGGAUAUAAAAGGAUAGGGAAUUUAAUAAAAUCAAUUGGAUUACCUACACUUUUUAUUAUGGAAGGGGGAUAUCAUAUGGAAACUCUAAAAUUUAAUGUUUAUAAUGUAUUAUCUGGAUUUGAUGAGGAAUUAAGAUAA
Messenger RNA from Diversispora eburnea, 855 nucleotides. Lineage: Eukaryota; Fungi; Glomeromycota; Glomeromycetes; Diversisporales; Diversisporaceae. The record is from the annotation of a GenBank genome assembly.